AUGGCAGGUUGGAAUCAUACUGGUGUGAAGGAAUUCCUUCUAGUGGGAUUAACGGAAAAUCCAGAUCUACAGAUCCCUCUCUUUUUAAUAUUCACCUUCAUUUAUUCCAUCACUUUGAUCGGCAACUGGGGGAUGAUUGUUCUGAUUUGGAUAAACACUCGACUUCAUACUCCCAUGUACUUCUUCCUCAGCAACCUCUCUUUUUGCGAUAUCUGCUACUCCACUGUCUUUGCUCCAAAAAUGCUGGUCAAUUUUUUAUCAGAGCAUAAAUCCAGCACGUUUUCUGGCUGUGUCCUACAGAGCUUCUUUUUUGCAGUGUAUGUCACUACAGAGGGCAUCCUUCUGUCUAUGAUGGCUUAUGACCGCUUUGUCGCCAUAGCAAACCCCUUAAUGUAUACAGUCAUCAUGACUAAAAGAGUGUGUAUUCAGAUGGUCCUUAUCUCCUAUUUAGGGGGACUCAUUAAUUCCUUGACACACACAAUAGGCUUGCUCAAGCUAGACUUCUGUGGCCCUAAUAUUGUGAACCAUUAUUUCUGUGACAUUCCCCCUCUUUUAAAGCUUUCUUGCUCUGAUGCCCACACCAAUGAAAUGCUGCUUUUGAUCUUUUCUGGGGUAAUUGCAAUGUUUACUUUCAUCAUCAUCAUGGUCUCUUAUGUCCGUAUCCUCAUUGCCAUCCAAAGAAUCCGUUCAGCCGAGGGCAGGCGCAAGGCCUUCUCCACCUGUGCUUCCCACCUGACUGCUGUGAUCUUAUUCUAUGGGUCUGUGACGUUCAGUUACAUCCAGCCAAGCUCACAGUAUUCCCUGGAACAGGAGAAGGUCUCUGCUGUGUUUUAUACAUUGGUGAUACCCAUGCUGAACCCUAUGAUCUACAGCCUGAGAAACAAAGAUGUGAAAGAGGCUGCUAGAAGAUCAAUAUUGUGGAGAAGGAUUCCCAUUUGA
Molecule: messenger RNA, 939 nt
Organism: Elephantulus edwardii (Cape elephant shrew)
Lineage: Eukaryota; Metazoa; Chordata; Mammalia; Macroscelidea; Macroscelididae
Product: olfactory receptor 1052-like
Exons: 1
Coding region: 1-939 (312 amino acids)
Biological process (GO): G protein-coupled receptor signaling pathway; sensory perception of smell
Cellular component (GO): membrane
Molecular function (GO): G protein-coupled receptor activity; odorant binding; olfactory receptor activity
Source: RefSeq, a predicted model, not a curated record